AAAGACCCGAAACCGAAAGAUUGAGCAGCGCGACCGCGUGUGUGUGUUUGCUCGUGUUCUACCCACCCGAUUUGCACUGGAACGUUCCGAAACACGGAGAAGCGGAAGCAUCGUGUGCAUAUCACCCACCGACCAUCAUGACCUCGGCGGUGCACUUUAACCCACAGCAUUACCUCGUGUUCUUCGCAGGAUUGGCCAUCGUACUAUGCUCGCUGCUCGGUGAUGCUGGUGCGGCAGCCAGUGGAAGUGUCGGUGGCGGUGGAGCGAGCGGCGUCACCGGCGGCGGAGGCCGAGGAUCCGGCCCGUACAAUUACGGCACCGGAGUGGCAGGUGGCAGCAUCAGUGGGCUCGGUGGCGGCGGCGGCGGUAUGCGCCGUGGCGUGUACGGCCCCGUUGGCCUUGGAAACCCGCAUGAUAUUGCACCGCGGUAUGCGGCGGCCCCAGGAAGCUCGGCCCAGGCCCAGACUGCGGGGCCGGGGGCCAAAUCGAGCCACCACCGGCUGUCGGCCUGGGGAAUCAUUACGAUUGUGACGUUCGUCAUACUGAUCGGGGCCGGCGCGUACUGGGGCUUCAUCUGCUAUCCGUUCUUCUGCAAGAAGGAGCGCAACUACAACAUGAUGCUGAACAUGUCGUCGGCCACCACCGCGACCCCGUCCACCCGGUCAACCGAGUUCGAGAAGCUCGAUCACUGCUGCUCCAAAUCGACCACAUCGACGCGAAGCAACGACACGGGCAUCAGCAACAUAUGAGCGCGGGACGACAAACCGGGAGCUGUGACGCGAUCUGUCCUCACGAUCGCACGGGCGUGUGUGUGCGAAUGACCAACGAACCGUGCAUUCCAUCAAUCAGCGGUCUCUGCCGCGGACAACGAACGCUGGUGAGCGUUAAUUUUUAGCAGAGCAGAGAACCGUCCCCUAUUUAGUGCUUAAUCCUCUCGAAAUCAAAAGCGGCACCCUUUUGAAUGACUGAUUUUUGUGAAACCGCUACUACUUUACGCUACUUUUGCGAUCGUGCACACAAAUCGCAACGAUGCAUUUAUCCGCUCGGGGGGAGAGAGAUCGCAGGACACGACAGACACACGGCACACCUACUAUUUUAGAUAAGUAAAGUGAUAACCUGCGAAUAUAGACUUAGGAUUAGGAUAGAACAAGAGAUACCCUGCCGAAUAGCUAUCAAAAACUGUAUUAUUAUAUGU
Molecule: messenger RNA, 1195 nt
Organism: Anopheles cruzii
Lineage: Eukaryota; Metazoa; Arthropoda; Insecta; Diptera; Culicidae
Exons: 2
Coding region: 138-749 (203 amino acids)
Source: RefSeq, a predicted model, not a curated record